Messenger RNA from Colletotrichum spaethianum, 366 nucleotides. RefSeq lists its product as uncharacterized. Lineage: Eukaryota; Fungi; Ascomycota; Sordariomycetes; Glomerellales; Glomerellaceae. The record is from RefSeq and is a predicted model, not a curated record. The transcript has a single exon. The coding region runs from base 1 to 366 and encodes 121 amino acids.
AUGGCAAUCAACGUGGCCGCGGGCAAAAUCCUUGGCGGCGGACGACGCUUGCGAGUCGUCAUCGCCAUGUUGGGAACGUUUUUUGCAAAAGGGUUCCCGCCGGAAUGCGUCGGCCGUGACUGGCUCGGUGUACAGGCUGGGCGUGCGCGCCUCGUUCCACUUGGCCGCAACCAUGAACGGCCCCAUCCAUCAUGGCAGCCCGCCGGCCCCAAGUUGGAGGAUAAGGCUGCAUGGGAGAGGAUCUCCAUGCAGCGCUCCCAUGUGUCAUCACAGACUCUCUCUCGUUGGAGAGAGGGAGGGAGGAGUGGUGACGGCGGUUGGUUGGAUGACACCGGGCCAAUCAGUGCGCCGCCUGACGUGCUCUAG